Messenger RNA from Talaromyces stipitatus ATCC 10500, 1351 nucleotides. Its product is annotated as C6 finger domain protein, putative. Gene Ontology annotation, biological process: regulation of transcription by RNA polymerase II. The record is from RefSeq and is a predicted model, not a curated record. The transcript is spliced from 3 exons. Lineage: Eukaryota; Fungi; Ascomycota; Eurotiomycetes; Eurotiales; Trichocomaceae. The coding region runs from base 137 to 1351 and encodes 404 amino acids. Gene Ontology annotation, molecular function: DNA-binding transcription activator activity, RNA polymerase II-specific; zinc ion binding.
CCACUCUCGAUUUGUUUCCGAAUAUACUAAUAUAUUCUGUGCUACAUCCGGCAGUCACUCAAUUGGACUCGAGUUAUAGGCAUGUUGAAGGAGUCCAAAGCAGCCUAUGUUCUGAUAUAUAUCACGAAUCUGCGCCAUGCUCCGUCGAAGCCACAAAAAAUCCAGGAGGGGCUGUUUGGAAUGCAAGCGGCGCCACGUCAAGUGCGAUGAGGGGAGACCAGUAUGCGUUCUAUGCACCAUGUCAGGUCGGACUUGCCGCUACGCAUGUGAAAGUCCCCAGGACAACCCAUCGACGCCGAAUACUCCCAAGUCAGGCCCAAAUUCGACCAGCUCUGUUCCUAGUAUUUCACCUCUGGCUAUCGCUUCAGUGUCAAAUCCCAGUUGGGCAACAUUCCCGAAUGCAGAGACCCAGCAGUCAAGUCCAGCCCUGGAUGAACCACUUAAUAUGAAUCAUAUGGAGCUUCUGAUACACACAACACUCGAUAAAGAUGUGUUUAGUCUCGGCUCUCACGACACUAAUUACCUCACCAAUGUCACCAACGGCCUUAGGAUAAGUCUGGAGUCAUCGUACCUUCUGCACCAAGUACUCGCGUUUUCCGCUCGACACCUAGCAUUCCUUCAUCCUGAGCGUGCCGACAUCUACCUUUAUCAGGCUGUCUCGCUUCAAACUCGCGCAGUCUCACUAUUCAAUGCUUCUUGGAACGGCAUUGACGAGUCAAAUUGCGUGGCUAUGCUUCUUUUCUCGUCAAUUCUUGGCCAUCACAUCCUCGCUGACACGCUAGCUAAGCGGGAUGCAGGAGGCUUGGAUGCAUUCAUGAUCCACUUUGUUCACUGUCUUGAUAUCCAAAAAGGGGUACAUACGAUUGCUCGCACGGCGUGGCCACUGCUGAUGGAGUCAGAGCUUGAAAAUAUCCUGUCGUGGAGUUCACAGUACACUAGUCGAAUUCCAAUAGGGAACCACUGCCAGCAAGUCAAAGAAUUGAUAAACAAGGCGGAGGGGCUCACAGAAGAAGAAAAUGAGGCUUGUCAUGAAGCCAUAAGAUAUUUGCAAGUCGGGUUCGAUGCAGUUCAUGCGGAAAAGGAGGAAGAAUACGGCAAUCGCUUUCACAUGAUACCUUCGUGGAUAUUGCUGGUCCCGCCCGCACUCAGAGGGCUGUUUGUAGCUAAACGACGGGAAGCAUUGGUUCUGCUAGCAUAUUAUGCAUUGCUGUUACAUCAUGGAAGAUACUUGUGGCAGAUUGGUGAUGCUGGGCUAUUCAUCUUGUGUAUUGUUGAAGAUUAUCUUGGUACGGAAUGGGCUCAUUGGCUCAAAUACCUACGAGAAGAAGUAAACAAAACUCUGCUUGUAUGA